Messenger RNA from Paramecium sonneborni, 471 nucleotides. The record is from the annotation of a GenBank genome assembly. NCBI's taxonomy places the organism in Eukaryota, Ciliophora, Oligohymenophorea, Peniculida, Parameciidae.
AUGAUCUACAAAUCUCAUCUCUAACCCUAAAUAUACAAAUAAACUCGUAGAACAUACCUAAGUGAUACUUUGUUUAGUAAUUUAAUAAUAAGAAGAAAACUUAUUUAUAACUGGAGCAGUAGAUUUAAAAUAAAGUUUUGGACCAAGCAAAAAUCAUGGUUUUGUAAAUAAACAAUUAAUGAACAUUCUAAGCCAGUUUAGGGAUUAUGUAUAAAUUAAGAUGGGAAUAGAUUGAUAUCUUCUGGUGAAGAUAAAAUUAUUUUAUUUAUGAAGAGGUCUUAUUCAAAUAUUUGGGAGAUUAUAUAAAAGAUAUCUGAGAAAAUAUAUGGUUUAAGAAUGAACUUUAUUACUUACGAAAUCUUUUCAUUUUCACCUGCAAUUUACUACAUUAUUUCUUUUUACUCUUAUGAUCAAACUACAAAAUAGUUUCCAAAACUAAAGAACUUAAGUUUAACAACAAAAAAUACUUGA